GGUUUUCAGAGGAAGGAAAGAAGCCAGCUUUCCUGGAAGCGCAAACCCUUGGUACGGUGCGCUGUUUUAGUUAAAUGGACACUCUAUAUUUCAUAGAUUAGUUGUGAAGGUGUCCUAAAAGCCUUACAGAUAGAACAGCAACGGUCUGAAGUGGACUUAAUGUAAAGUCAUGCCUUUGUUGAUCCAGAAUAAAGGUCUUGACCGCAUACGCUCGACAGGAGACCUCUAUGAGAGAUACUCGCAUUUACAGGAAAAUGCAAGACAGUUUCGCUCUAGGCCACUUGUGGAUGUGGACCCAAAAUGUUUCUUAUAUGUUCAGCAAAGAGAGUAUGCGGCAACAACUCCAGCAGAUCAGUAUGUUUCUGUCAUUGGAUCAGAUGAUGCAACCACCUGUCAUUUAGUUGCUCUCCGACACACAGGAAGUGGAGCAGCUUGUGUUGCUCACUUGGAUGGCUCCAAUACUUGGGCAGAGGUCCAACUUAUUAUUAAAGCUGUGAUGUCACUCAGUCACCACUGCAAAGACGGCAGACUAGAGCUUCAUCUGGUUGGGGGAUUCAAUGAUGACUCUAAGACAUCUGAUAAUUUAAGCCUUAACAUUUUGGCUGCAUUUCAUAAACAAAAAGAAAAUGUUCAUCUAGAAACAUGUUGCAUAACUGAAAUGAAUGACACUGUUGUUAAUGGUACUCAUAGACCUGCAGUGUAUGGAAUAGGGCCUGCAGAGGAACUGCGCUCAGCACGAACAUUCACUGGAGGACAGAUGGCAGAAGUAUAUGAUUCAAGCCGGGGAUUAGUCAAAAUUGGCCCUUGCGAGUGGUCUCCGAAUUUGGAAAUUGGUUUCUGGUUAGCACAAAAUGAUGCCACCAUUUUAAAGUACCUCUCAACAUCUCCGAAGGCUGAACCACCUCACUUUGUCCAGCACAUAAAGUCAACCAUCCAGUUCAUUUUAGAUCACCCAAAUUCAGAGAGCCUCUUUCCAUCAGGACAACCGCAGGUCUAUCACAGGACAGAACAAGGAGAAUGGGAAAGGACAGUCCCGACAUAGACGUACAGUAUUUUGUUUCAUCAAAAACCUUAACACAAAACCUCUGUUGCCUCAGCUCAUGGUGCAUGGGAACUGCAUUGCCUGCUGUAUUUGUUCAAUGUUUCCAAUGUGUCUUAUUUUAGUGAGACUACUACCAAAUAGAGAUGUUGCAUGUUAUUACACAUAGCGGUAACAACGAUGUGCUUUUCAAGUACAAUCUGAUGCCCACUUGUGUCAAGGCCUAUACUUCAUAACCAGUAUGUGUAUUUCAAUGUUUUCUUUUCCACUUUCUGGCUGGCCCAGGGGAGAAACUCCAUUCUGAUAUGUGAGAAUAUGAUCAUGUAUGUAAAUAAAUGUUCUUGGCCAAGAAUGACUUAAGUGCUUAAAAAAAAAAAAAAAAGAUUAACAAAUAAUGACUCUUUGAAUCUUGAGUGUACUACUUGCAAAGAAAGGCACAUUGGUGCCUUCCACUGAUAUGGCAUCCUGGCACUGUUUGCAAUAACAUUAACCUUUUGCUUUAGUUUUACAGAUUUAAAAAUUGCAAAAUCCAAUCAAGAGUGAGACAGUGUGUUUUUUGGGCCACUGGACACCUACCCAGGUUUACCAAAAAUCAGUAAAACGUUAAUCAAGUCUGCCUGUAUGAAAAUAGUGUAUUAGUUGCUAUGUGGCCUUUAGUUUAGGUCAUUUGUUAAAUAUACUUUUUUCAGUUGACUGAACAUUGAAGUUUAAUAUUUGCUGCUCUGGUGGUUUUCAGAUUCUUGAAUGUGAUAAUGGAUGAGGGUUUAACACUAGUAAGUUUUCCCUAUGGUAUGAUAUUGUGCCAUGAAAUUUCCAAAAUGUGAAAUGACAAAUGUUGAAACUGGUGAUUUAAAUUAUUGACUAGACUUACUGCUGUAUUACAACAACAAAAAUUAACUAUAAUAAGUUUAGCUAUCUUGAUUUUGGUGCUUAGGAUGUCAAGUGUAUUUUAUGAUGUUUUGAUUUUUUAUAUACUGAAGGCUUAUG
This is a messenger RNA of Periophthalmus magnuspinnatus, 2026 nucleotides long. RefSeq names its product N-terminal asparagine amidase (gene ntan1). Bases 170 to 1042 code for a protein of 290 amino acids. Gene Ontology annotation, molecular function: protein-N-terminal asparagine amidohydrolase activity. The transcript is spliced from 10 exons. Gene Ontology annotation, biological process: ubiquitin-dependent protein catabolic process. Gene Ontology annotation, cellular component: nucleus. Lineage: Eukaryota; Metazoa; Chordata; Actinopteri; Gobiiformes; Gobiidae. The record is from RefSeq and is a predicted model, not a curated record.